UUUAAAAAAAAUAUAUGAAAAAAUGAUAAUGACAUUAUCAAUUCAUGGUAACCAAAUUAAAACAUACAGAAGAUAAAAAGGAAAAAUUAUCUCAUUAACAUAGAACUUGAGGCAUUUAAAGAAGAACCGAAUUCUGUUGAAGUAUAUCCAAAAUGAAACAUAUAGUAGAAGAUAUGCCACAAGCAAAUUUUAGCAUUGAAACUAUAAAUCUGACUUUAGAUGCUAAAGCAAUUACCAAUGAAACACACUACGUAAGCGACUUAUAUGAAGUACCUUUACUACUUAUUGUGUUUCUCUCCUGUUGUUAUGGGCUAAUAUCAAUACUGAGCAUUGUCGGCAACUUUUCAGUGAUUGUAAUAGUUGCUCUUAGCCGGCGUAUGCAAAAUGUCACAAACUAUUUUAUCGCCAAUUUGGCAGUGGCAGAUAUGAUCAUUGGACUCUUCGUUAUUCCCUUUCACUUUCAGGCUGCUUUGCUGCAGAGAUGGGUUCUGCCGCCAUUUAUGUGUGCUUUUUGUCCCUUUAUCCAAGUCCUGUCGGUUAAUGUCAGUGUCUUCUCUCUCGCCGCAAUUGCACUGGACAGAUAUAGAGCAGUGGUACAUCCUCUCAAAGCAAAAACAACUAAACUCCGGGCAAAAUGGAUAAUCCUCUUCAUUUGGAUAUUCAGUGCUCUUAUCAGUGUUCCAUAUGCAGUUGCGUUAAGAGUGAAAAUGGUUUUUGAUUCAGAAACAGGAGCGUUCACUAAGCCUUUUUGUCACAACAUCGGCAUAUCUGCUAGCACAUGGAAGGUGUACAAUCACAUUUUAGUAUUUCUUCAGUACCUGGUGCCACUAUUCCUCAUAUCUUUAGUUUACAUUACAAUCGGAUUGAGACUUAAAGCUACAGAGACACCUGGAAAUGAACAAGGUGGACGAGAUGUUGCCAUUUUGAAAAAUAGGAAAAAGGUUAUUCACAUGAUGUUUAUUGUUGUUACCUUAUUUGGUGUAUGUUGGUUACCCCUUCAACUUUACAACGCAUUUCAAGAAAUUCUGCCUGAAAUAAACAGAUACCGAUACAUCAAUCUAAUAUGGUUUGGCUGUCACUGGCUAGCAAUGAGUAACUCCUGUUACAAUCCUUUUAUUUAUGCGAUAUACAAUGAAAAGUUUAACUCUGAAUUCCGAAGCAGAUUUGGUUGUUGCAUGAAAGUGUUUUGUGUAUCUCAACCAAAUAAUGUAAGCUCCAUCGUGGACACAUCAUCGUCCAGAUAUACAUAAUAAGAGCUUAUAUGGAAAUAAUCUUGUUCAAUGAAUCCUUCAAAUCCUUCUUCCAUCCAAACUGGACUUUUAAUAAUAUAUUUGAUGUUCUUUACUGUUGUUAAAAUAUGUAUUGAUGUGUUAAUGUUUAAAGCAAUGCAUGAUUUGCAUGUUAAAGAUAUUAAAAAAAAAACAUUCAGACUUGA
Parasteatoda tepidariorum (common house spider) is the source of this 1435-nucleotide messenger RNA. Its product is annotated as neuromedin-K receptor. Gene Ontology annotation, biological process: G protein-coupled receptor signaling pathway. Lineage: Eukaryota; Metazoa; Arthropoda; Arachnida; Araneae; Theridiidae. Gene Ontology annotation, molecular function: neuropeptide Y receptor activity. Gene Ontology annotation, cellular component: plasma membrane. The record is from RefSeq and is a predicted model, not a curated record.